CGUAAUAAACGAAAAUAGUAGUACCACUCGUCUGCGCGUAGUAUUCGACGGAUCUAGUAAGACUGAUACAGGCAUUAGCUUAAACAAUGUACUAUUAAAAGGACCUACAAUACAAGACGAUUUAGUCAAUAUUUUGGCUAGGUUUCGUACACACAAAUGUGCGAUAUCCGCGGACAUAUCAAAAAUGUAUCGUCAAAUUUGGGUUGCACCGGAACAUCGCAAAUAUCAAAAAAUAUUUUGGCGUGAAAAUAAAGAACAACCUAUGCAAAUAUUUCAGUUAAAAACGGUCACUUAUGGCAUUGUCUCGGCAUCGUUCUUAGCUACCGCGUGCUUGUAUAAAUUAGCCGAAGAUGAGUAUAGUAAUUUUCCAGAAGCAUGUACUGCUAUAAAAAAUGAUUUUUAUAUGGACGAUUAUCUAUGUGGAGCAAAUACGAAAGAGAUGGCCGUAAAAUUGCGUAAUGACUUGCGAACAGUGCUACAAUCAGGUGGUUUUAACUUACGAAAAUGGGCUGCAAACGAUUCGGGAUUAUUGCAAAAUUUAAACCAAGAAAAUGAUGAUGCUAUGUCGGUAUUAGAAUUAGAGGACAAUAUGACGAAAAUUCUCGGGGUCCUGUGGCAUCCUAGUAAGGACAUAUUUAAAUAUAAAGUGCAGGACGCAAAUACAGAUAAAUCGACAACCAAAAGAAGCAUAUUGGCGCAAAUAGCCUCAUUAUUCGACCCACUAGGUUUAGUGGGGCCGAUAGUAAUAAAGGCAAAAAUUUUAAUGCAAGAAAUGUGGAGGUUAAAAAUUGAUUGGGAUAAAGCGGUACCGGCGAAAAUGCACGACGAGUGGACAAAAUAUUUACAUGAGUUAGCAAACUUGCGUGAAUUGAAUAUACAACGUUUUAUAUAUGUACGGAAGAUAAUUGUAAUAUAGAGGUUCAUGGUUUC
Myzus persicae (green peach aphid) is the source of this 930-nucleotide messenger RNA. RefSeq lists its product as uncharacterized. The transcript is spliced from 2 exons. NCBI's taxonomy places the organism in Eukaryota, Metazoa, Arthropoda, Insecta, Hemiptera, Aphididae. Bases 185 to 916 code for a protein of 243 amino acids. The record is from RefSeq and is a predicted model, not a curated record.